Cataglyphis hispanica is the source of this 6461-nucleotide messenger RNA. RefSeq names its product tyrosine-protein phosphatase non-receptor type 9 (gene Ptpmeg2). Gene Ontology annotation, molecular function: protein tyrosine phosphatase activity. Gene Ontology annotation, biological process: protein dephosphorylation. The record is from RefSeq and is a predicted model, not a curated record. Bases 320 to 2323 code for a protein of 667 amino acids. The transcript is spliced from 10 exons. Lineage: Eukaryota; Metazoa; Arthropoda; Insecta; Hymenoptera; Formicidae.
GGGGAAAGGUAGAGGGGAGAGGUGACUGGAUCUACCGAGUGAAGCCUGUCACAAUUGCUUCUCAAGUGCAUGCGAGUGCAUGCGAGACGAUAGAAUGAUGGACGCGUGCCAGGAUUGUUUAUUGUCGCCGUCGCCAUUGAGAGUGGCUGUGCUCUGAUCAACUAGUGCAUCGCGCAACAACAUGAACAACAAGAUGCACGCCUUCGUGAACGAACGUACGCGACGCCGGGACUGGCAUUGAUACAAGCGCGCUCUCUCUGCGCCGCGCCGUGCCGCGGAUCCACGAUCCACCUCGUACAUGUCAGUGUAUUGAGCCAAGAUGGCAGCCACGUUAACCGUCGAGCAGGAGCAAGCUACAAAGGAAUUUAUAGAAGCUGUGAAUAAGUGCAGAGCUGGAAGACGAGCUGGGCCAGUAUCCUGGAGCACAGCGUUAAAAUUUUUAGCGGCGCGAAAGUUUGAGGUUCAACGAGCUUUAGCUCUGUAUGAGCAGCAUGAAGCCAUUAGAAGAAGAGAAGGAUUGGCAAUCUUGCAUCCUACUCAGGAACCUUUACUCAGUGAACUACGCACAGAAAAAUUUACCGUUCUGCCAUCUAGAGAUGUAACAGGUGCAGCGAUAGCUAUUUUUACCGCACAUUUACAUCUUCCACAAAAUACUACACAUCAAACGACUCUGCAAGGUGUUGUAUAUCAAUUAGAUGCUGCUUUAGAAAGUGCAGAAACACAGAAGCAUGGUCUAAUUUUUAUUUAUGACAUGUCUGACAGCAAGUAUCAGAAUUUUGACUAUGACUUGUCCCAGAAAAUUUUAACACUUUUGAAGGGUGGUUAUCCAGCAAAAUUAAAAAAGGUCUUGAUCGUGACGGCACCGUUGUGGUUUAAAGCACCUUUCAAGAUCCUCCGAUUAUUCGUUCGUGAAAAAUUGAGGGACCGAGUGUUCACAGUAUCCAUUCCUCAAUUGACAUUGCAUAUUCCACGAGAAUCAUUACCACUUCGUUUAGGCGGCACAUUGGAGAUACAACAUGAAGCAUGGCUACUUCAUUGUCUUAAAUCCAUGACUAACCGAGGCGGGGGUGAACUUUGUGAGGUCGCCCCAAGAGUAGACACACCCACGUCGCCCACGGCGAAAGAUGAUCAAACGGUUCAUCAAAAUCUUAAUGAAACUGCAACUGCACACAGUACUCCGACUAGUCCUAUAAUUAAUAAAAACAAACAGGCGAAAAAUGGUGUGUCGAAUAUUGCCGACAUCGAAAUCACCACUACAAAUAGUGAGAUAGCUUGGUCGGGAAUCGAUGAGGCGCCAUCCCCAGUUCAGGCUCCAUCCUCAGCUAGUUCCGGCUUUAGCGAUGAUGAUAGCCUUCACGGCGAGCCUUCCGGGUUUCAAAGUUUUACUAUGGAACAACUUGUAGCAGAUCUAAAAGCGCGAGGACGUCGUGGUCUCAUAAAGGAAUAUGAUGAAAUUAAGCAGAGACCGCCGGAUGGUUCAUUUAAUAAUGCAAAAUUAAAGUCUAAUCAAUCAAAGAAUCGUUACACCGACGUGCUUUGUUAUGAUCAUAGUAGAGUCUGCCUUUCGCAAGUGGAUGGGGAUGCAACAUCCGAUUACAUAAACGCAAAUUUCGUCGACGGUUACAAGCAAAAGAACGCGUUUAUCAGUACUCAGGGUCCUCUUCCAAAAACUUGCGGUGAUUUCUGGAGGAUGGUUUGGGAACAACAAACACUGGUCAUUGUUAUGACUACCAGAGUGAUAGAGAGAGGGCGUACAAAGUGUACACAGUACUGGAAUCCGGAACCGGGUUAUGAUAAUAAAGUGGAUGGCUUUACAAUAACCACUCUCAAAGUUGAUAAAAAUCGAGAUUACACAAUAUCCAUGCUUCUUAUUACAAACACAAAGACUGAUGAGACAAGAGAGGUUUGUCAUAUGCUCUAUACAGCAUGGCCAGAUUAUGGUGUUCCUAAGUCGGCUUCAGCUUUAUUGCAGUUCUUGUCUUUGGUAAGACAGCAACAAAACAAAUUACUCGCCAACAGAGGAGAUACAUGGGCCGGACAUCCUCGAGGACCACCUAUAGUUGUACAUUGUAGUGCUGGCAUUGGAAGAACAGGUACAUUUUGCACCCUGGACAUUUGCAUAUCGCGACUUGAGGAUACUGGAACUGUGGACAUACGAGGAACUGUUGAAAAGAUCAGAUCACAGAGGGCCUACAGUAUUCAAAUGCCAGAUCAGUACUUCUUUUGCCAUGUUGCUCUAGUGGAAUAUGCGUGUUCUAAAGGACUGCUUAGCGUACAAAAUAUCUCUGUGCUCUCUCCGUCAAUCGAAGAGGAUUCCGAUUAAAAAAAUGAGAGUUUUGCUAUCAUAUAUCGGAUUGAUGUUCUUCCCAAAUAUGCGUAUAUAUGGUAUCCUUAAAAUAGCCUAUUUCUAUCUUAUAAACGACUGAAAGUUAUUUUUUGCUAUUAUUCCCAUUGAUGUAACAAUUCAACUUCUCGCUGUUACAUCUCACUUCUUACGAAAUUGGAUGGAUUCUUUUUCUCAAAAUCAAAUGUGAGCAAACAGGAAACUUCAUAUUCUUGUUCCUUUCGUCGGGCUCUGAUGAAUACUGUGUAAUUCUAUACAAAGGUGCAUCAAAAAGCACUAAUUACAAAGAUAAGUAUUUUAUUAGUAAAAUAAGAAUCUGGCAUGCAAACAAUUCUAUGUAUCGUAUCUUGACUCUCUCAGAUAUAAAUUAUCAUGAGAAUAUAAAGUUAUUACUAAUCUUUCAAAAUUUAUUUGGACAUAUAUUAAAAUGAAUGUUGAAUCAGACAAUGAAGAGAAUAUCUAUUAUUAUAAUUGUAGUGUGUGUCAUGCAAUUUUAGUGUUAUAAUAUAUAAUUUAGUACACUGGUAACUAAAUGUGCAUUAAUCACAAUAUUAUAUCAAUUUGUGUUCCUACAACAAUUGUGCAUAAGUCCAAUUUAUAUUCAUUAUUUAUACUUUAUUCGUAUACUUUAUUUAUAUACUUUUAUUCAUAUUUUGACAAAGUUAAUACACUUGAUACAAAUACAGUUGAAUUAAAGUGUUUGGUGUGUACUAUUUUGGUUAAAAAAAGUGUAUGGUAUAAAUUAGACCAUAGGAAUAUUAUUGCGACAUUACGCAUAAGUUUAUUUGAGAGAGUUAAAUUCGGUCGUGUAAAAGAAACUGAGAGACAGAAUUUUAAAAAUUUAUGAAAAAUAUAAAUGUGGUUACAUAUAUAUUAUAUAUAUAAAAUAUAGUUCACACACAAUUAUGACAAUGUGGUUUAACAGUGGCCAAAAUUAGCCACUAUUAUUCAAAAUUACGAGAUUUAGACGUAUUAUUAAUAAUAACAUACGGCUUCUCUGCCUUACAGAAAUAUAGAUUACACUAGAAAAUAAACAACAUACUAUUAGAUGUUUUUGGGUAACCAAAGAUUAUCUGCUACAACUUUUUGCAAGUGUAGAAAACCGAAAUUUUAAUACGUAUGUAAAAAGAACUUUGGUUAUAUAUAUACAAUCGCGCGGAAAAAUUCCGUUUUACAGGGAUUACUAAUCAGGGAUCAUAUUGUAGAUUAAAUAGUUUCCGACGCGACUAAAAGAAAGCCUAAAAAAUUCAAGGCUUUAAAAGUUAAGAUUUUAUGUUAGUCGAAUAAACUUCCUGUUCAUCUGAUAACUAAUAUAUAUUAUAUGUUUCAUUAUGAAAUUAUGAUCAAAGAUCUACUAAGAUAUAUUUGCGAGUAUCAAACUUUAAUGACAUUUUAAGAUCUAGAUAUAAAUUAUAAUCUCAAUAUUCAACACGCAAUGAUUAUGCAAAAAUUUUAUCUUCAACAGAUACUAUAACAUAAUGAUGAGAAAGAAUGCAAUUAAAUACGAAAAUAUGUAGGCUCGUUAUAUAUAAUAGAUGAAACUUACGCGAUGUUUAAACACAUCAUUGAUUUUAUACAUAAUUGUGAAACAAGUAAUAUAUCUUCAAAUUGUAAAGAUGUCUCAUUUUCAUGACAUUGCGCGAUGUGUAUCUUUCGUUCUAUACGAUAUUUAUUCUAGUAAAAACAUUAAACUAGGAAACAUUAAAAUAAUGAAUUUCGAAUAAUAGUGCUUUUGAUAUCUCUUUAUUGUUGUCUUACGCUUUUUGAUUUUGUUAUUACAUCUGCUAAGAACUUGGGUAUUAUGUAAUCUUGGAUAUAUGUUAAAACUCUCUGUGUCCGAACUGUCUUAUGUCCAAUAAGUACUCGAAUCAUUUAUCCAUUGAUUGUAUACGAAAUCUGAUGCAAGGAAACUAUGAUAUGUGUGAGACGAAUCGUUUCCUGCACACACUGAUCACUCGGUGUCUUGUGGAUUACAAAUUUUAUCGUGAGUUAUUAUGGUAUUAAUAUCGUGAAGCAUUGUGAUAGUCGAUAGAAGUAUCUGAGAAUUUGUAUUUCUAUUCUUCCAAGUACUGCCAUUGCCAAUUACGCUAAUUUCUAUUUUUAAUCAUGCUAAAUAGUUAAAUUUUUUGCGAUGCAAUCAUACAAAUGCGCGCGCGAGCGUGCGCGUGUGUAUGUGGGUGUGUUAUAUAUAUAUAUAUAUAUAUAUAUAUAUAUAUAUAUAUAUAUAACAUACAUACACUAACUGAUAUAUAAUAAUUUAUUAACAUUGAAUUAGGACACGAUGUAUGUAAUAAAGCAACGGCGGAAUAUACUUUGCUGGAAAAGAUAUACAUUUCAUGCAUAUACAGAGGUGUCCAAAUUCUCAUCUUAGCACAUUAUUGCGAAAAAAUUGAAUGAAAAUUUUCGCUAUAGUGUUUUGUUAAAGACGAAUUUUCCAACAUUCUGUGAAAAACUGUUUCGCAGAAAAUUUUAUUUUAGCAGAAUGAUAACUAGCCAGAGUUGUUAAAAAAAAUGUCUUCGAAUUUUAUACGAGAUGUAUGUGCUGUUGUACCACAACAAAAAGAAAAGCUUAGUCACGUUUAAAUAAGUUAUCGAAAUUUCAACUUAAUAUAUACAUAUAUAUGCACACAAAAUAUGUAUGUAUGUAUAAUGUAUGUAUUAUAUUCAUGCACGCAUAUUUAGAGUAACACGUGUGUAUAUAUAUAUACACACGUGUGUGUUCCUUUUACCCUUAGGUUACCUACAAAGGGCAUGUUAUCGAUAUUAACUAUCGUUUACUGCGUUAUUACGUUUACGUAUUUUAUCUAUUUCAUUAUCUCCUUUUCUAUUGUCUAGUUAUUUAUUGUAUUGAUUGGCUUAUCGACGGUCCAUGUGAUGUAUAUAUACGCACAUGUGUUAUCAUGGAUUUUUCGCAAAAUCUAUCGCUCUUUAUAGUGGUAUCUUAUAUUUAGCGAUCCUUUUUUUGUACUGCGGAAAAAUAAAUAUUUAAUUUGACGAUUUAGAUUGUCUCGAUUAAGUUUGAAUGUAAAGUGCGAUUUUAUUAUCAUUUUCUGUAGUGCGCCUUUUUUCAUGAUACACAUCAUAAUGUUUAAUGAUGAAUUAUUAAGCACUCGUCAAUAAAGAUCAUCGGAGCGGGUACCAAAGUUUUCCGUAAGACUUGUGGAGAGAAUAAUUAAUUACAGAGAUAUUAACAAGUAUAUAAUUGUACCGAAUAAUAGAUAUGAUUGAGCGUGUCACACUACAUAUGUGAUGAAUUUUGAAACUGAUAGAUGAUUUAAAAUUAUCGAUUCAACAGUAUUAUAAGCCUUAAACAUUUUUUUUUUUUUUUUUAAUCGAUUUUGCUAAUUAUUGCAAUAACUCGGAUAGUUUGGGCAUUUACCGUUCAUUUUUAAAAUUUUUGACGUAAUGAUGUUUGAAUUGACAUUAUGAUAAUUUAAACACAUGAUGAAAUCUAAAUUAAAAUUUAUCGGAGAAAAGAAAUAUUAUAGAAAACAGACAUUAUAUAUAUACGUUAUAUAUAUACACUCUUUUACAUAUAUAUACAUAUAUGUAAAAGAUAAAUACAAAAUGAACUGUAAGUGCCAAACUCUUUUUCUUUUAAUAAAUUUUUUAAAUAGCGAGCAACUUUUUUACGAAUUUAUGUCAUCGUUGUUAAGUCUUGCAAUUUCGAUUAUUUUGCACUCGCUAUGUAUUUGUAGAUCUUUAAAAUUUCAUUACCGAUACACAUCUCUAUAUCGAAAUAUAUCAACGGACAGAAUUGAAUAUUGAGUGUUGUACGCGCGAUAGACGCCCAUUUUUGUAUAAUUAAUGCGAGAUUGUGUGUGAGACAAGUGAUGCACAAAGCGAAAAAAGCUACAAUAGAAGAAAUAACUAAUGUUUUGUGUGUAUAUUUGAUGCAUCUCGAACCCGUGUCAUAAUAAUUAAGAUUCAUAAAGAUAAAAAAAAAAUUGUUAAAAUAUUACGAAAAUGGAAGAAGUCAAGCAAAGAGAAAGAGAGAGAAAAAGGACAAAAGAAAAAAUGUAUAUAUAGAAAUGAUAUGACUUUAAAUUACUAUAUCGCACAUGAUUGUAUCUAAUUAAUAAUUAUUUAAUAUAUUGCAGAUAUAAAUGGUACAAAA